Hylaeus volcanicus is the source of this 1954-nucleotide messenger RNA. RefSeq names its product eukaryotic translation initiation factor 5-like. NCBI's taxonomy places the organism in Eukaryota, Metazoa, Arthropoda, Insecta, Hymenoptera, Colletidae. The record is from RefSeq and is a predicted model, not a curated record. Bases 145 to 1518 code for a protein of 457 amino acids. Gene Ontology annotation, molecular function: eukaryotic initiation factor eIF2 binding; translation initiation factor activity; GDP-dissociation inhibitor activity. Gene Ontology annotation, cellular component: cytosol. The transcript is spliced from 5 exons. Gene Ontology annotation, biological process: formation of translation preinitiation complex; translational initiation; formation of cytoplasmic translation initiation complex.
UGUUAAGUCACACAAGAAAAAGUGGCAUGACGCCGUGUUUAUAUAUCAACGAAAACAUAAGCACAAGAGGACAUUAUUGUCGUUUUAUAAAGCUUCAUUGGUUUCUGAGACCUUAUAAUAGUGAAGUUCAUUAAUUGAGUUAAAAUGUUGAGUAUUCCCAGCUAUAAAAAGGAUGAUCCCAAUUACCGUUAUAAAAUGCCACGACUUGUUGCCAAAGUAGAGGGUCGGGGUAACGGUAUUCGAACGAAUAUAGUAAAUAUGGCAGACAUAGCGAGAGCAUUAAAACGACCACCUGAUUAUCCAACAAAAUUUUGCGGUCAUGAACUGGGUUCUCAAUCCAAAUUCGAUCCUUCUGAAGGAAAAGCUAUUGUCAAUGGCUCUCAUACACAACAGGAUUUACAAUUGUUAAUUGACAAAUUUAUUGACAAAUUUGUUUUAUGUGAGCAAUGUAAGCUACCAGAAAUCGAUCUUUUAUUAAAAAAAAAUCGAGUUGGCUACCGUUGCAACGCAUGCGGGAAUCAGGGCCAAGUUGAUAAUCGUCACAAAUUAGCAACAUUUAUUAUGAAGAAUCCUCCUGAUGGAGGUGACUCAACACUUGGCACUCAAACAAAGAAAUCAAAACAAGAGGGGAAGAAAGAUAAAUCGAUUAAAACCAAGCCUAAAACGUCAGAAGGUGAUACGGAAUUAUUGAACGGAUCAGGCGAAGAUAUUAAAAAGAUUAAAAAAACAAAGAAAAUAAAGGGUCAAACAUGCAAAGAUGGGAGCAUUGACUGCGACACUCUAUCAGAUGAUACUGACACCAAAGACCCCUCACAAGAUACUUCCAAAUUAACAAAAAGCUAUAUAGUAGAAGAAAAGAAAAAUGAAAGUGAUCUUGAUGAUGGUAACAUACCAAGCAAAAAAUUUUUAAAAAACAAAAAAGGUAAAUCAAAAGAAUGCAUGGCAGAUAUAGAAGAUCUUCAUUAUCAAAGUCCUGAGAUCCAAAGUAUUAUUGAGCGCCUAACCAAUUUGGUAGAAAAUACCAAUCAAAACCCACCAACAUCAGCUAACAAUACUGAAUCGAGCAGAUUAUCACCUACUGAUUUCUUUAACGAACUGCGAAUGCUCCAAAUAACACAAAGUUUUAAUAAUCGCGUUAAAUUUUAUAUUGCACUAGAAGUAUUUUUUUCAAAAAAUCAAAAACCUUUAUCAAAACUUUUAGAUGAAUAUAUUCCUUUUAUCAAGGAGGUUGCUCAAGGCAUGUCAAAUCGAGAUAUUUUAACAGUACUUGAAGACUAUAUUGCUUUGAAUAACACAACGUCGUUAGAGUCAUCUUUUUACGAUUUUCCUUAUACUUUACAGAAGCUCUACAAUGAAGAUGUGUUACACGAAGAGGGGAUUAUUAAACAUUACACGAAAACUAAAAAUAAGGAUCUUCGAGAAGCUUAUCUUGUAGCGAAAAAAGUAACGGAACCGUUCAUUUGCUGGUUGCGUGAAGAAGGAGAGGGAGAAGAAGAAGAUGAAUCUGAACAAGAAUAAUCAAAUUGCCACGUUUCGAAAUAUUGAAAAAAAUUAUCUUUAAAUUCAAACUCUGGUAUCAAUUUCACAAUAGAAGAAAUAAGUUUUCGUACAUUUAACACUUUAUCAGUUUUUUCGUAGAGAGAAAAUUUUAUUAAUUUCAAAAAUCUCCGAUCACAGAAAUAGCUGCUUGGCAUCUUAAAACUUUUUAUUUUGUUUUAUCACCGUUUCGCAAAUUUUUUUGUUAAUGUCUUGCUUGUUUAAAAACCGAAUCACACCACAAAAAAAUAUAGAAACCAGUUAAUCGAACACUGCGUUCGUUGUUCAGCAUUUCAAAAUUUUACUACUAGCUUUUUCCGUAGAUGUUACUAUUGCUAAGCCUUUAUAAAUUAACUAUAUUUUUUUGUUCCAAUUUCAAAGCAACUUCUUGAAGUUUUUUGUUUGAACUUGUGCCAAU